UGUGGUCACAUCACGCUUAAAAAGUUAACCUCCAAAUCAACUAUGUAUUUUAUAUGUUUAUAAUAUGCCUAUUAGUCCAAAAUGCACUUACGUUUCUCGUAGUAAAAAUAUUCAAGGAAGAGAAAUUAUCCUUCACAUUACACAGCAUGAUAAAAUUACUGAAAUAACCGUCAAAUAUGCUUCGACGAAUUUCAUACACAGACAAUUAGUAACUUUAAGUGCAUCUGCCCUAUUUAUUCACAUUUUAAUGGUUUUCCAAUUUAUCAAUCUUACAGUUUUUAUAAAUAUAUUAUGUCUUUUAAUAUUUUACGGUUACAUCUUACUAACAUCGGUUCAUUUUGAGAAAGUUAUAAUAGUGGAGAACUUAGGGUAUCAAUUUGAAGAACAUUAUAAUUAUGGAAGAAGUGUACGGUUUGUUUCUUGGGAUAACGUAAAAUCAGUUUUCAUAAAUGAAGUAUUAUCAAAGCAAAGAGUUCUUUAUAUAUUAGCCGUUCUAGUCAGUGAUGAUACCAAAACUGUAAAUAAUAUUAUUCCAUUAUUUAAGAAAAUCAUGCCGAGGCUACAAUGUUUAGAAUUCAUAUAUCGUCAUAUAGAACAUCUCCAUAACUGAAUUUGUAAACAGUUGUAAAUAAACAGCAUCGCAUUAUUA
This is a messenger RNA of Photinus pyralis (common eastern firefly), 649 nucleotides long. RefSeq names its product phosphatidylinositol N-acetylglucosaminyltransferase subunit H-like. Bases 65 to 610 code for a protein of 181 amino acids. Gene Ontology annotation, cellular component: glycosylphosphatidylinositol-N-acetylglucosaminyltransferase (GPI-GnT) complex. The record is from RefSeq and is a predicted model, not a curated record. The transcript has 4 exons. NCBI's taxonomy places the organism in Eukaryota, Metazoa, Arthropoda, Insecta, Coleoptera, Lampyridae. Gene Ontology annotation, biological process: GPI anchor biosynthetic process.